This is a messenger RNA of Metarhizium acridum CQMa 102, 1653 nucleotides long. Its product is annotated as uracil permease. Gene Ontology annotation, biological process: nucleobase transport; transmembrane transport. The record is from RefSeq and is a predicted model, not a curated record. Gene Ontology annotation, cellular component: plasma membrane. Lineage: Eukaryota; Fungi; Ascomycota; Sordariomycetes; Hypocreales; Clavicipitaceae. Gene Ontology annotation, molecular function: nucleobase transmembrane transporter activity.
AUGGAGAGACAGUCGCAUCUGCGUAGAUGGAUCAAGAAGUUGGAAGUCCCGUCCGAGCCAGGCGUCACUGCGACCCAGCUCAUGCUCAUUAACCAUGAUCUCAAACCUGUCGAGAAGGAGCGGCGACAAUGGGGCUCGUGGAACUUUGUUGGGUUUUGGAUUGCCGACUGCUUCAACAUCAAUACCUGGAUGAUUUCAUCGUCCAUGAUUGUUGGUGGUUUGUCGUGGUGGCAAGCCUGGCUGUGCGUCUGGCUCGGCUACUUUUUCUCCGCCUGCUUCGUCGUCCUCAUCGGGCGCACCGGAGCCGUCUACCAUAUUGGCUUUUCCGUUGUGAACCGCGCACCGUUCGGUAUCUGGGGCAGCAUGUGGCCCGUUUUCAAUCGUGCUGCCAUGGCAUGCAUAUGGUACGGCGUUCAGGCGUACAUUGGCGGCACCUGCGUCUAUCUGAUGAUACGCUCUAUAUGGCUAUCCUGGGACAGGACCAAGAUGCCAGGGCCUUUCGGCACCGAUGCGACCAGCACGCCCGACUAUGUCUCGUUCGUCAUCUUUUGGCUGUGUUCCCUGCCUGCACUCUGGUUUCCUGUGCAUAAAAUCAGGCACCUCUUUACCGUGAAAGCCUUUGUGGUACCGCCGGUCGGCAUAGCAUUUCUCAUCUGGGCCGUGGUGCGUGCCGGUGGUGUUGGCCCGAUUGUUCGACAACCUGCCACCAUUUCUGGUAGUGAUCUCGCCUGGGAGUUCAUCAAGGGAAUCAUGUCCUCUAUUGGAAACUUUGCUGCCUUGAUUAUCAAUAAUAGCGAUUUUUCUCGCUUUGCUCGCCAACCUCGGGCCGCUCUAUCCCCUCAGCUGCUGGCUAUCCCGGUUGGGUUUGCCGUGACUUCCUUCAUCGGUAUCAUUGUCUCCUCUUCAUCCAUGCUCAUCUAUCAAGAGGCAGUUUGGAACCCCCUUGAUCUUCUAGGCCACUUCAUUGAAGGCGGCGGGUCUGCCCAGCGAUUUGGCGUCUUCGUUAUUGCCCUAGGCUUUGCCCUCGCCCAACUUGGAACUAAUAUUGCCGCCAACUCCGUUGCUGCAGGCACUGACAUGACGGCCCUGUUCCCAAAGUUCAUCAAUAUCCGUCGAGGAAGCUACAUUUGCGCGGCAGUGGCGCUCGCCAUGUGCCCAUAUAACCUUCUAUCCAGUUCCAGCAGCUUCACCACCUACCUGUCGGCUUAUAGCGUGUUUCUUUGUUCAGUUGCUGGCGUCAUGGCGGCAGACUACUAUCUUGUGCGUCGUGGUUACCUGAACACCCGCGAGCUCUACAGCGCGAGCAAAACUGGCCCAUACUAUUAUAAUUACGGUAUUCAUUGGCGCGCCUAUGUAGCGUACAUUUGCGGGAUUGCCAUUAACGUGGUCGGGUUUGCUGGAGCCGUUGGUCGAGAGGUGCCUAAAGGUGCCACGUAUAUAUAUAACCUCAACUUCUUUUGUGGAUUCGCCGUCUCAUCCCUUGUGUAUUGGGCUCUUUGCAAAGUGUCUCCGAUUCCUGAGACCAGCGACACUUGGAUGGAAGUUGGCGAUGCCCUUGAUGACAGGGAAAUCGGCUAUUCUCAGGCCAAAGAACUAGAGGCUGAGGUUGAUGGUGGAGAAAAAGGAACUGAUACAAGUCGUGAAACAGUAUAA